AUGACCAGCAAAAGACGAGACGCCCAGCGCCUGCUGUGCAUGGAGAGAGCGGGCGGUCAGGCGGCCAAGCGGAGCCGCCUCGCUCCCCCCGCGGUGGCCAGACUCAAGGAGGCGUCCGCUCCCGACGGCGCCGCCGCCGCCGCUGCCGCCGCCGCCGCCGCCGCCGGCCCCUGCAGCCCGCCUCUGCCCGCCUGGAUGCGCCUCUAUUUCUACGGCAUGCACGGCAUCACGCUGGACAUCCUGCUCUCCUCCGCACAGCACUUCGCCAGCACCAGCGACCCCAGGAUGCUGGGCUUCUCGUCGCCCUACCUGGCGCUCGCUCACUGCCUGACUCACUGGGCGCUGGAGAAGCUGUACCUGCACAAGAGGAGCUUCCAGGGCCGCCCUCUGCUCUUCCACCUCCUGCUGUACCCCUCGGCGUACGUGGGUUUGCAGGGCGCGGUGCGGGGGUGGUUGGCUGCCGGUCCGGGGGACGCGCUGUUGGGAGCGCUGCUGCUCUACGCUCUCGCCCUGUACCACUCGCAGGUGCUGCUCAAGCGGCUGCUCCGCCUGCAGUACCGGCGGGCGGCGGGCAGUCGGGCCCGCGGGCUGCACGGGCUGCCGGACGCCCUGCGCUUCCUCUUCUACGGGAUGCACGGCUUCCUGGACGAGAUCGUCUUCACGUCCCUCUUCAACCUGGUGGAGAAGGCGGACGGCGGGCUGGCGGGCCACACCUCGCUCUGGUCCUUCCUCAUGUACGGCAGCUGCAGCUUCGUGGUGGAGAAGCUCUACGUGCACCUGCACGACCACAUGGGCUGGAGCACAUGGCAGCGGAUUCCCAUCUACAUCCUCUUCAUCUACACCUGGGAGUUCACCUGGGGACUGGCCCUGAGGCGCUACGGCGCCUGUUCCUGGGAUUACUCUCAUUACCCCCUGAACGUCAUGGGGCUGAUCACCCUCAUGUACCUGCCCGGGUGGCUGUUUCUCAGCUACUAUCAGGACGUGUUGUCCAAUGUGCUGCUGCGGGUUCACUGUCCCAAAAACAGGAGCCAGAAAGCCAACUUCGCCAAUGGCAAACUCAAAACCACCUGAUGAUCCCUUUUGACCUCUUUUUUUUAUUUGUAGGGACUGUAGAGAGACUGGAGUUUAGCGGCUUCCAGUCGUUUUAAAUUCAGAGCAAC
Molecule: messenger RNA, 1160 nt
Organism: Callorhinchus milii (elephant shark)
Lineage: Eukaryota; Metazoa; Chordata; Chondrichthyes; Chimaeriformes; Callorhinchidae
Product: transmembrane protein 229A
Exons: 1
Coding region: 1-1071 (356 amino acids)
Source: RefSeq, a predicted model, not a curated record